Messenger RNA from Alosa alosa (allis shad), 1686 nucleotides. RefSeq lists its product as uncharacterized. The record is from RefSeq and is a predicted model, not a curated record. The transcript has 4 exons. Lineage: Eukaryota; Metazoa; Chordata; Actinopteri; Clupeiformes; Clupeidae. The coding region runs from base 248 to 1402 and encodes 384 amino acids.
UUCAGUCUGUAACCUACCUACAAGAGCCAUGCGAUAAUUCACACAAAACAAAUAAGUACUCCACUGGAGCGUUUCUAUAGUUAAAAGAACAGAUUAUACUUUUUUUCAAAUGAAGUUGCAAAACUGUACGAAUUAGUUGUUUUAAGUGUGGCAAUAUCAGAAUGGAGGAGUGAAUCACGUAACCCCGUUGAUCGCAUGUGAAAACAGAUGGUAAGUCAUCCUGUCGACAAGCAGAUUCAGCGCAGCCAUGGACGUAAAGCCAAAGGCCGAGCCCCUCGCAGACGAUUGUAUAGUGGCGCUCUCGGGCGCCUACUGUCCUGACGGUAUGGAUCCACAGAGCGACCAAGCUGCGGGUCCGACCCCGAUCAUGCUGUUCUUCACCUCCAAAGAGAACAGCAAAGUCCCCCUAGCAGCAAUGACCAACAGCUCCAGUGGUUCCCAGGAUGUCCUUCCGGGUGCUGCCGGAGUGAGAGGCCAAGGCGAAGCGGUGUCCAGCUCGUCUGAAUUUACCCAUGAUGCCAUCAUGCUGCUGAUUGAGGCUAUGGCGGCCCGCUGGGACCUGUAUGGUCAGCGGGAGCGCUCACGGCUCUUCCAGAGUGUCCAGCAGGAGCUGGACAGUCACGGCUACCCGCUGCCUGUCGAGAGGAUACGUCGCAAAUGGAACAACCUCAUCGUCACCUACAAGCGUGUGAAGGAGCGCUGCAGGGGACGUGGACAGGCCAGGACCUCAUGGGAGUACUACGAGGUGAUGGAUGCUGUGUUGGGGAAGACAGAGAUCGCUCAGGGCAGCUCAGCCUCUGCCACGCUGCUGGGCUUAGCCACGACGGCCCAGGCGGCAGCGCUGUGUGAGGAUCGCCCACCUGUGGGCAUCUCCGCCGCCAUGCCCUCCAGCCUCUUCCCUAGCAACCUAAUCGCCACAGCAACUCAGGUGCCUACCUUGACCCCGCAGAGGGUUACUCCCCCUAUGACGCCACCCAGCCUCGCCCCGGUCCCGCCUCUACACCCUUCUCCUCAAAACGCCCCACUGAGUUGUUCUGAUAAUUCUCUAACCGUGUCGUCGGCGCCACCACCACGACCCAAAAUGACCUUCGCGGCCUCAUCCCGCCGAAAGUCUCGCGGCGCCCCUGCAGUGGGCAUGCCCACGUUUGUGAGCCAGCCUCAGGGGGGGCAAGCGGAGCGGCGUGGUGCCAUGCUGCGAGGGGGUUACCUGAGCGCCCAGGAGCAGCGUGCCCUUCUGGAAGAGCAGCGCCACUGCAGGCAGGAGGCGCGGGAGCGGCGCAGGGAGCGGACCACCAACCGCGUGGCGGAGUCAGUGGGCAGGAUGGCCACGGCACUGGAGCUCAUCUCCUCCAAACAGGACACUAUCAUCGCGCUGCUGCAGAGGCUCGCCGACAAACACUGAGUUUGGACAGUCCAGCAGACAAACUAAUAACCCAUCUACACAUCAAUAAAUCCAUGUGUAAAACACUACAUUAAAGAUUAAAGGUAAUAGGUUAAGGUUAUUAAGGCAUUAGGUUAAGACAAGAAGUAGUCCUACUAAGUGGGAUUCACAAACAUUGGAGGAAGCUUAGGAAAGUAGGCUAUAGCAAAGUCCUUUUAGGCAAGUCCCUCCACUCGGCGGCCAUAUACCAACGUUUUAUGGGCACUCAUCGGCACAGUCUUUGGGUCGAACCGCGAUGCCAAGGC